CCUUCGUCAGCAACAGCAACUCUCGCUUUCGAUCCGACAACAACAAAAUCCUCCCUCUGCUUCUUCAUCUUCUUCUCGCUUCGCUGGAACGAGACUCCGCGGCCCAUCGAACGCGACUCGAGCGCGGAAAUUAAAUUUAUAAAAAGUAUAUUUACCAGUGAAGUGGGAGUUUUUUUCUCUGAAUUGGAAGUCUCUAAACUUCUUUUCAUUUUCUUUCGCCGAAGAUAUCGUUGACGAAAACUGAAGUUAUAGUUAAGGAACCACGAUGACUUGCUUAACCAGGAAACUUGUAUUAGCCGCUCUCCUCGGCGUCUGCUUAGCGCAGCAACAAGCCUACUUGCCACCAACAAAUGGAUUUAAUGGUAAUGGUAAUGGUGUAAAUGGAAAUGGCAACGGAAAUGGAAAUGGCUAUACCAACGGCAGUGGCAAUGGCUAUGCAAAUGGAAAUGGUAAUGGCAAUGGUUACACCAACGGCAAUGGAAAUGGUAAUGGCAAUGGUUACACCAACGGCAAUGGCAAUGGAAAUGGCAAUGGUUACACCAACGGCAAUGGCAAUGGAAAUGGCAAUGGUUACACCAAUGGUAAUGGCAAUGGAAAUGGCAAUGGUUACACCAACGGCAAUGGCAAUGGAAAUGGCAAUGGUUACACCAACGGCAAUGGCAAUGGUAACGGUAAUGGUUAUACUAAUGGAAAUGGUUACACCAACGGUAACGGAAAUGGUAACGGUAAUGGCAAUGGAAAUGGUUAUACCAACGGAAAUGGUAACGGAAAUGGAUAUACCAAUGGCAAUGGAAAUGGUAAUGGAAAUGGUUACACCAAUGGAAAUGGCAAUGGAAAUGGUAAUGGAAAUGGGUACACCAAUGGAAAUGGCAAUGGAAAUGGUAAUGGAAAUGGGUACACCAAUGGAAAUGGCAAUGGAAUCAAUGGAAAUGGCCUUAAUGGACAAGUGGACCCCAUCACCGCCCUUGGGGAAGCCAUCGCUGGAGGUGGUGUUCCAGGAGUCGACUACCCAAUCCUGGCCUCCGUACCAGAAACUGGAUUCACCUGUGAGGGACAGAUUCCUGGAUACUACGCAGACACAGCACCUGAAGCAGGAUGUCAGGUGUUCCAUAUCUGCCAGGCAGAUGGCCGACUCGACUCCUUCCUGUGUCCCAACGGAACAAUCUUCAACCAGCAGUACUUCGUGUGUGACUGGUGGUACAACUUCGACUGCUCAACAGCCGCUCAGUUCUUUGGUCUGAACGCUGCCAUUGGACAAGUUAAUGGCAACGGCAAUGGAAAUGGCGCCACUAAUGGUAAUGGUAAUGGAUACACCAAUGGAAAUGGAAAUGGCAAUGGUAAUGGCAAUGGAUACACCAAUGGAAAUGGUGCUGUAAAUGGAAAUGGAAAUGGCUACACCAAUGGAAAUGGCUACACCAAUGGAAAUGGCGCUGCUAAUGGAAAUGGAAAUGGCUACACCAAUGGAAAUGGUGCUGUAAAUGGAAAUGGAAAUGGUGCUACUAAUGGAAAUGGAAAUGGCUACAAAAAUGGAAAUGGUGCUGUAAAUGGAAAUGGCUACACCAAUGGAAAUGGCGCUCUAAAUGGAAAUGGAAAUGGCUACACCAAUGGAAAUGGUGCUGUAAAUGGAAAUGGAAAUGGCUACAAAAAUGGAAAUGGUGCGGUAAAUGGAAAUGGAAAUGGCUACACCAAUGGAAAUGGCGCUGUAAAUGGAAAUGGAAAUGGCUACACCAAUGGAAAUGGUGCUGUAAAUGGAAAUGGAAAUGGCUACAAAAAUGGAAAUGGUGCUGUAAAUGGAAAUGGAAAUGGCUACACCAAUGGAAAUGGUGCUACUAAUGGAAAUGGAAAUGGCUACACCAAUGGAAAUGGUGCUGUAAAUGGAAAUGGCUACACCAAUGGAAAUGGCGCUGUAAAUGGAAAUGGAAAUGGCUACAAAAAUGGAAAUGGUGCUGUAAAUGGUAAUGGAAAUGGCUACACCAAUGGAAAUGGCGCUGUAAAUGGAAAUGGUUACACCAAUGGAAAUGGCGCUGUAAAUGGAAAUGGAAAUGGCUACACCAAUGGAAAUGGCGCUAUAAAUGGAAAUGGAAAUGGCGCUGUAAAUGGAAAUGGAAAUGGCUACACCAACGGUAAUGGAAAUGGAAAUGGCUACACCAAUGGCAACGGCAAUGGUAAUGGAAAUGGCUACACUAAUGGCAAUGGCAACGGAAAUGGCUACACCAAUGGCAAUGGUAAUGGUGCAGUCAACGGAAAUGGCAAUGGAAAUGGAAAUGGCUACACCAACGGUAAUGGAAAUGGCAAUGGGGCAGUAAACGGAAAUGGCUACACCAAUGGAGCAUCUAAUGGCAAUGGAAAUGGUAAUGGAAAUGGCAAUGGAAAUGGCACUAAUGGUUACUCUUACCCAACGCCAUCAUCACCCAGCGGCCUCUACCAGACACCCGUCGUAUGAAACCCGUUUUUGAUUAUGCAAUCUGUUGUCUAGAUUAUUUUUUUUAUUAUUUGCUUGAAUUCUGAUACUUUACUGUUGCCAUGAAUGAUCUGGUCUCCUUCUGCAGAUGUUACCUAAAUUUCAAGAUUCAUUUUUCACUUAAUUAGUAUGCAAUUCUUUUUUUAUUGUUUAGAGCAUUUCAGUUCCUCCUUUUAUUCAAAGGUGCAAAUUGGUUAGCUUCCCAAAACGCCAUACCUCCAUAUUCAUUUUCUCAGCGAACGAAGAUUGUCUGGUGAACUCUACUUUGUGUUUAUGGGACAUCUGCUAGUGAAAGUUGUGGUGCUGUUAUCUGUCUCAAAGAGCCAUUUCCAAAAUUAGCUUUCCCUUUCAGCCUGUUGGAAGGCCAUGAAGAUAUAUUCCAUUCCUGUCGUUCUCAAGAAAUUGGAGCAGCCACAGUAAAUUAUCAGACUACACACACAUAUAUAUAUAUAGUACCAUUACCUAGUGCAAUGCUUGUGCCAUAAGUCUUUCUUAUUUAACCAGUGAAAGAGUAUUUUUCUAUUAUAUAUGAAUAGUAUUUUUAUGUAUACAAAAUGCAAUAAAAAAAAAGCUCGAAGUAA
This is a messenger RNA of Macrobrachium nipponense, 3042 nucleotides long. RefSeq lists its product as uncharacterized. Gene Ontology annotation, molecular function: chitin binding. Lineage: Eukaryota; Metazoa; Arthropoda; Malacostraca; Decapoda; Palaemonidae. The transcript is spliced from 3 exons. Gene Ontology annotation, cellular component: extracellular region. The record is from RefSeq and is a predicted model, not a curated record. The coding region runs from base 266 to 2443 and encodes 725 amino acids.